UGACGUGAGCAAUGGCUGUAGCUAAGAAGCUACAGAGGUGCGCUGUGUCUCAGACGGGAAGGCACACUGCGUCCGUCAUCUUCUUGCACGGCUCAGGUGACACAGGGCAAGGCCUUCGUUCGUGGGUCCGGGACAUUCUGAAACAAGAUCUGGCUUUCACCCACAUCAGAGUCAUCUACCCCACUGCCCCAGCAAGACCCUACACUCCCAUGAGGGGCGCUCUGUCGCACGUGUGGUUCGACCGCUAUAAGAUCUCGCGGGACUGCCCAGAGCACCUGGAGUCGAUUGAGGACAUGUGCAGCCUGCUGAACGUGGUUGUGCAGGAGGAGGUCCGAGCAGGUGUCCCCAAACACAGGAUGAUAAUUGGGGGUUUCUCCAUGGGCGGGGCCAUGGCACUGCACCUGGCCUGCAGGUACCACCCUGAAGUGGCAGGGGUCUUCGCUCUCUCCAGCUUCCUCAACAAGGAUUCGGUUGUGUACCAGGCAGUGCAGGACAGGAAGGGGCAAUGCCUGCCGGAGCUGUUCCAGUGCCACGGGACAGCAGAUGAGCUGGUGUUCCACCAGUGGGGUGAGGAGACUGGGGCCCUUCUGAGGGAGGCUGGGAUGGCCGUCUCCUUCCACUCAUUCCCGGAUUUGUACCACCAGAUGUGCAGGCCAGAACUGGAUCUCCUGCGCUCUUGGAUCCUGAAGAAGCUGCCCCCCGAUAGCCCCCUACAUGGACAGUGACCCCUCCUGUCCUCCUAAGGUUAUUGGAAGGAAGCAACUAGGCUGCUGCUCUUGGGUCAUGUUUACUGCCCCCUGGAGGUCAUGUGCUGGUACUGUGCCGAUGCUGAAGGCCAGAGCUGGCAUACGUGGACAGUAUCAGCUACUUGAGAAACUCAGCAGUGAAGAAUAUUCUGGGAGAAAUGGGAAGGAUACUUAUGUUUGUGACUGCACUUACAAUGGAAAUAUGAAAUGCAGUAGGACUCCUACAUUCUACCAUAUUCUUUUAAAGACACUUAGUCAACAGUGUCACCAAAACUACAUGGUAAAUAACAUGCAAAAGGGUAUUAAAAUCAGUGACACUUUGUCUUUAUAUUCCAACAAAUCUCCUGGAAAACAUUUGGUAUAACAUUUAAAUCUUUCCCCAAAGAAAUGAAUAGAACUAUUCAAAGGCUCCAACAACUUUUAUGCUUUUCUUUUGU
Molecule: messenger RNA, 1183 nt
Organism: Megalops cyprinoides (Indo-Pacific tarpon)
Lineage: Eukaryota; Metazoa; Chordata; Actinopteri; Elopiformes; Megalopidae
Gene: lyplal1
Product: lysophospholipase like 1
Exons: 5
Coding region: 12-725 (237 amino acids)
Biological process (GO): protein depalmitoylation
Cellular component (GO): cytoplasm
Molecular function (GO): carboxylic ester hydrolase activity; palmitoyl-(protein) hydrolase activity
Source: RefSeq, a predicted model, not a curated record